Messenger RNA from Solea senegalensis (Senegalese sole), 2143 nucleotides. Its product is annotated as beta-1,3-galactosyl-O-glycosyl-glycoprotein beta-1,6-N-acetylglucosaminyltransferase-like. The transcript is spliced from 4 exons. Gene Ontology annotation, cellular component: membrane. Bases 255 to 1652 code for a protein of 465 amino acids. Gene Ontology annotation, molecular function: beta-1,3-galactosyl-O-glycosyl-glycoprotein beta-1,6-N-acetylglucosaminyltransferase activity. The record is from RefSeq and is a predicted model, not a curated record. NCBI's taxonomy places the organism in Eukaryota, Metazoa, Chordata, Actinopteri, Pleuronectiformes, Soleidae.
GUGAUGAUGUUUUGUUUAUGGAGAAAAAGGGGGGUGAUUGUUUGUUGAUUGCAGACACCGGACACGCGCCUGUCAAUUUAGAAAAGUGGCCGCUGCGCACGUGUCAUGAAUCCAGCGUUAAUUUUGCGCAUGCGCGCACCUGUUGAUCGCUGAGAGUGACCUUCUUUGACGACAUGAGAUAAAUAUAAAUCUCGACUGACUGCACACAUAAUUCACACUAAUGACAUCUUAACUGAGUUUCGUACUCUGAAAUAAUGAGGUUCCUGAGACCAAGAAGGAUUCUCCUGUUUCUGAAGCUCACUUCUGUUCUGGCGAUGCUGUGGCUGCUCUCCAUUCUCAGCUGCUCUGAUGAAGAGUGGGAUUCAAACUACAGACUCGGUUACCGCUGGUUCGAGUACGCGGACGAUGACGGGAGCCCGGAAGCCACGUGCAACUGCUCGGCCAUCCUGCAGGGAGACAGCCGGGCAGUAGAACAGGCCAAAAUACUCAGCAUCACCAGGGCUUUCCGCAAGAAUGUUCUACUUUCGGAUGAGCAUUACAUUAAAGCGGCCCAAGACUGCAGGGAAUUCAAGUUGAGCAGGAGAUACAUAACAUUCCCAUUAAGUCAGGAGGAAGAGGACUUCCCAAUAGCUUACUCUUUGGUUGUGCAUCAUAAGGUGCAGAACUUUGAGCGGCUCCUGAGAGCCAUCUACGCACCUCAAAAUCUAUACUGCGUCCACGUGGACAAAAAAGCAAAGGACUCGGUUGUAGCUGCCAUCACGGCGAUUACGUCCUGUUUCCCAAACACCUUCAUGGUCAGCAGGACUGAAGAUGUGAUCUACGGUGCCUGGCCACGUGUCCAGGCCGACCUCAACUGUAUGGCUGAUCUUUAUAACAUGCGCAAAAAAUGGAAAUACUUCAUCAACCUUUGUGGCCAAGAUUUCCCUCUAAAAACCAAUUUGGAGAUCGUAAGACAGCUGCGUUCACUGAACGGUGCAAACAGUUUAGAGUCGGAACAAAUGCCUGCAGGAAAGGCGUGGAGGGUGGCCUCUGUUUGCCAGAUACUUGAUGGAAGAUUAGAGGUGACGCAAACACCAAAGGGGCCGCCUCCCUUCAACAUGCCUAUUCUGUCAGGAAAUGCCUACAUUGUGGUAAACCGAGGCUUCAUCCGCACUGUGCUGAAGGACAAGCGAGUGCAGGCACUGUUGGAAUGGUCCAAAGACACAUACAGUCCCGACGAGUUCAUCUGGGCGACCAUUCAACGAAUCCCCGGCGUCCCAGGCUCGACCUGGCCCAGCCCCAAAUACGACAUGACCGACAUCAACGCCAUCGCAAGACUGGUGAAAUGGGAUGGACACGAGGGGUCACGCAGUUCAAUACAGGCGGUGUAUCCAGCGUGCGAAGGUACACAUGUGCGGUCAGUAUGCGUGUAUGGUUCUGGAGACCUCCAGUGGAUGCUGGAGCAGCAUCAUCUAUUUGCUAAUAAGUUUGACAUUGAUAUGGACCCUGUUGCUGUCUACUGCCUGGAGAAAUAUCUGAGACAGAAGGCACUGUCUGAGUUACAAUACAUGUAUGAGAGGUUUAUCACUGCAACCAAGGACGCAAUUAAAUUCAAUCCUUUAUUUAUACAGGAAGACUUCAUUUCGAGAGUUAUCGUAAGUUUAUUAUUUUAGUGUUAAAGUAACUCAAAUAAGUGGCAAUACAUUAUCCAGUCAUAUUCCUGCUGUUCUACCAGUGGUCAGUCUUCUCAGAAGCCCAGAGGUCAAAUAUUUUAAAAAGAAAUGAACAUUAAAAUGUUGCAGAUUUUUAAAAAAAAAACAGUGAGAGGGGCAAACACAUCUUUAUUGAAACAAAACAUUUUAUACAACAACCAAAGACCUUACAAGCCACAAAUGUGUAUAUAAAUAAAAAGCACAGUAUUGACCCUCUUCAUACAGUUCCUGUCGAGCUGUCAGAACAAUUUAACCUUUCUCUCUCACACACACAUAUAUACGCACACUUACAACCAAGAGAAACCACAACUUGAGUUACACUGGUACACAAUUCUGCAUCUGAGUUAGGAAUCAAAUAGAUUUCUGAUACUGCAGCAACUGAAAGCAUGCAACACAUUACUGCAGCUACUGGUAACUGACUUUUUUUGCUACUUUUUUUUAUGUCAUGACAU